Molecule: messenger RNA, 4759 nt
Organism: Stegostoma tigrinum
Lineage: Eukaryota; Metazoa; Chordata; Chondrichthyes; Orectolobiformes; Stegostomatidae
Gene: nrf1
Product: nuclear respiratory factor 1
Exons: 12
Coding region: 94-1731 (545 amino acids)
Biological process (GO): regulation of transcription by RNA polymerase II
Cellular component (GO): nucleus
Molecular function (GO): DNA-binding transcription factor activity, RNA polymerase II-specific; RNA polymerase II cis-regulatory region sequence-specific DNA binding
Source: RefSeq, a predicted model, not a curated record
GGGUUGGGAGGGGCCAGGUUGGAGCUGGCAGCGCAGGCACAGAGAGACCGAGUUCCAGGCCAUCGGCGCAGCCGCUCUGAGCAGUAAAGUUUGAUGGAAGGACACGGAGCUAAUCAAAACCACGAGCACAUGACGACUAUCGAGGCUCACGCUGUUGCCCAGCAGGUUCAGCAGGUGCACGUGGCCACGUACACAGACCACGUGGUCCUGAGUGGAGAGGAUGACUCCCCUUCAUCCCCAGAGGAGACCUCCUUUGAUGAUUCUGAUAUCCUAAAUUCAACCAUCACAGAUGAAGUCACAGCCCAUCUUGCUGCAGCAGGUCCAGUGGGAAUGGCGGCGGCUGCUGCUGUGGCAACAGGCAAGAAACGGAAACGGCCUCAUGCUUUUGAAUCCAAUCCCUCAAUACGCAAAAGGCAGCAGACACGGUUGCUACGGAAACUACGGGCUACGUUGGAUGAAUACACAACUAGAGUUGGCCAGCAGGCAAUCGUGCUGUGCAUCUCGCCCUCCAAACCUAACCCCAUUUUUAAAGUGUUUGGAGCUGCUCCUCUUGAGAAUGUGGUACGCAAGUAUAAAAGCAUGAUCCUGGAAGACCUGGAGUCGGCACUGGCAGAGCAUGCUCCCACUCCUCAGGAGAUUAAUUCUGACCUUCCACCACUGACAAUUGAUGGAAUCCCAGUCUCUGUGGAUAAAAUGACACAGGCUCAGCUCCGUGCUUUUAUUCCAGAGAUGCUGAAGUAUUCAACAGGGAGAGGGAAACCUGGUUGGGGUAAGGAGAGCUGCCGCCCUGUGUGGUGGCCUGAGGACAUUCCAUGGGCCAAUGUUCGCAGUGAUGUGCGGUCAGAAGAACAGAAACAGCGGGUUUCCUGGACACAAGCACUGAGGACGAUUGUUAAGAACUGUUACAAGCAGCAUGGCAGAGAGGAUCUAUUGUAUGCGUUUGAAGAUCAGCAGUCACAGCCACAGACUCACAUCGCCCAUCUUGUCCCCUCUCAGACAGUGGUGCAGACAAUCAGUAAUCCCGAUGGCACAGUCUCUCUCAUACAGGUUGGCACGGGUGCAACAGUUGCGACUCUGGCAGAUGCGUCUGAACUCCCAGGAACGGUAACUGUUGCUCAGGUGAAUUACUCCACUGUUCAGGACGGAGAGGUUGAGCAGAACUGGGCCACGUUGCAAGGUGGAGAAAUGGCAAUCCAGACAACUCAGGCCUCUGAAGCCACCCAGGCCGUGGCCUCUCUGGCAGAGGCUGCAGUGGCUGCAUCCCAGGAGAUGCAGCAAGGGGCCACCGUUACCAUGGCACUGAACAGUGAGGCUGCUGCCCAUGCUGUUGCCACACUUGCAGAAGCCACCUUGCAGGGCGGAGGGCAGAUUGUGCUGUCAGGAGAGACUGCUGCUGCUGUAGGAGCACUGACCGGUGUUCAGGAUGCUAAUGUGGCCUUGUACGUUCCUGUAAAGGUUGCCGCUCCUUCCCAGUUGACCGCUGUCUGCCGCAGUACCACGGGCAGCAAUCAACAGAAAGCCCCUGAGUGCAACAAACCGGAUCGAGAAAUCAGUGUUGGCCUGGUGCAGAUCCCAGUGAGCAUGUACCAGACAGUCGUCACUAGCCUGGCCCAGGGUAACAGACCCGUGCAGGUUGCAAUGGCCCCCGUCACCACUCGAAUGACAGAAAUCCAGUCGUCUGCAGUAACUGUGGAAGGACAAGCUGUGGAGGUGGUAACACUGGAGCAAUGAGGAGACCACCAAAGAACAAAGCAACUUUUCUGUCCUUCAGAAGUCCAACAUUGCAAAAUACUGCAAUCAGGUGUCCAGUGCAUUGACAGGUGGCCAUGAAAAUAAAAGUACCCUAUUGGGUUUAGUGUUGGGGAGAGAAAUGAUAGAAGACUUCUCUUCUCUUAUAUUACCCUCGGAGAGAUUUCUAGCUCUUGUAUUUACUGUUUUAUAUUGGAAGGGAAGAAAAGUCAAACCUAUUUGUAUAAGUUUCUCUGUAUUUAUGCACAACGUGUUUGUGUCUGUGACUGAAGAUUGGGGCCUUCUUUAUUAAUGGUCUCGCUUGGAAUCUUUAUCAUUGUGGUUCUAGAGGUUUGGAUCAGCUCUGGAGGGUUAAUGUUUGGGAGGAUAGGGUGUCUGCAUUUUCCAUUUCAAUAAAAGUUGGAGCAGGACCUGAGCCCCAAACCUUUUAAAAGUUACUGUCUGGUUGGUCUGCAGAUUUUCACUUUAUUGCUCUUCCACUUGUUUUAAAUAUUACAAGUCAAAGCAGAAGAAUUUUACAUCCCCAUCACUUUAGUGAAUGAUCUCACCGUCCUUGGGCACAGAGGGAAGCAGAAUAUCAGCCGAAGUUUCCCCUCCUGAUCUCGUGAUGAGCACGUGUGAUCACAGUAAGGUACACGUACUGUUGAGUGAGGGCAGAACAAAGCUCUGCACUGAAUCCCAUCUCAAUGAAGUGAGGUAUCAGAGGUUAGAAGACACAAGUUUGAGCCUUCAGGGGAAGACCAUGGAAUAAAAUCUCCUGGACACUUAAUGAGUUGGAGUGUAAUGGCAGUUGGGUCUCAUCCCCCACCAAAGCAAACUGCGCCAGGAAGCUUUUGAGUGCCAUGAAUUAUUUUUAAUCAUUUUAAUUUUUCAUGAAUUUUAUUCGUUUCCUAUUAAAUCCACAAGCUGUGAGUGUAGAACCUAAAUUCCAGCCAUACCUUAGUUCAGUCUGUUGCUGUAAACUAACAUCGAUCAGUGCAGGAUUACUUUGCCAGUCUUUGGACAUGGGCUUCAGACCAGGGCUCUGACAGUGGGCAGCGAGGUUGGAAAUGCAGCAGGGGUGCAGUGAGCCACUUUGAAGCUGCAAUUCGCUCACUUUGACAGUGUACACUUAAUGAGUGGUCAUAAAAGCUUUUUAGACAAUUUGUUUUGUACUACGUUUAAACAACUUGUGUAAUUGUAAUGUAACAAUAGCAGAUGUUGUUUGUAUUUCCACACUUAAUGUAGUAAUGUGUCCCAAAGAUUAGAAAGUUGGCUCAAUUUAAAAUUAGUGGAGCUUGACAUUUCUGUCCAAAUAGACUGUUUUCCCCAUUGGAUGCUUUUUCCCUGUUUGGGGAAUUUUAAACACACCUGGCAGGUCUCAAUAUCAUUCUCACAAUUUAAUUAAAUACUUUUAUUCAACAAGUUAACCUGUACAAAAGUAUUUUAAGUACCAGCAUUAUUCAAAGUUACUUGCAUGUAAGAGAUAUUUUAGAUUUUGCCUUAAUACAUUUACAUUGAACCGAACCAAUUUAAAGACAUUCCUAGGCUCAGUAUUUCAUUCUAGGCUUUGAUUCUCCUGGUCUACUGAGGGAAAACAUUUCCUUUUUGGAGUUUCUCUUGGAGUAUGGGUUGAACCUAAUAAAUACAACUGCAAUUAGAGCUCAUGAACAAGGUUAACUAAGAAUUAGGUGAUACUGAAUUUCAGCUUCAUUUCAUAUUAUUAAAAUGAGCUCAUCGUCAGGGCGUAAGAGAGGUUACAAUAGUAACUGGAGGAAGAACAAGAAGUUCUUUCAUUCAUACCCUGACAAAAUGAAAUAAAGUUGGCUAGUACUGCAAAUUAUAGAUACUGACACCCUUCCCCACUGAUGUACCAGUUGCACUGAUUAAUUUGCUGUUAUAGUUAUGUAUAAGUGAAGAGAGCUUAAUAAAGUUAAAAUACUGCAAGACCAGGCACUCCUUAAACUAUUUCAGUAUUCCUUGUCAUUGACCUUUCCUGGUCUGGUUUACAGCCGUGUAUCUAUCAUACACUGCAAUGUUGACACUCGGGUUAUUUGAGAAUACUUGGCCCAACAUUUGUCAAAAAUUCACACUUAAUCUAAUAUGCUUUAAUGUUUGUGCCAAUAUGCAUCUUGUAUGCUGUUCUUAAUUUACCGCUCCCACCACCUGUGCCACAGCAAUGCUUCAACCUAGUGUUAUACAGAUUAGAAUCCUUUCCAGAGUUUGCAAGGCUGGAAAAUCUGCAGUGCUACUUUCAGAUCCUAUUUGUAUGUCACUGUAGAUGAUAUGGAAGUCUUCUGCAACCACUGUCAAACUUCACUAAAAUCCUGGUGAUAAUACUGUGUUAAUUUACUUUGUUCUUUCCUCCUCUGUUAUCUUGUUCAGUCCUAUCCACCUGUCUUCCACAUUGAGGCAAGUGGGAGACCGGAAUCUCACUGACAAAAUGAGUGACGGAUAAUGCGACAACCACAAUAGUAUUAGCAAACUACCUUGCAAAAGAUGUUAACGUUGGGUGGGUGGGAGCAUGAGGGACAGGUUAUGGGAGCAAUUUGGUCACCACCUGAAAUUAAUGUGAUUCCAUGUACUGUGAAAAGAGAUUCCAUUCAGCAAGCCAGAAUGGAUUGGAAAUGCUUCCUCCUUAGGAUGCUCACAGCUUUAUAUGGGGAGGGGUGGAGGGAAUAUUAAAUUACCAUUGUCCUCCAUACUUUCUGGUUAGUACAAUGGACCAAUGGAUGCGCCGUAUGGUGGCCAUUGCAAAGACUGAAUCUUCAUAUAGAUAUGAAUACUGUAUAUAUAAUAAAGAAAAGUUCUUUUAAGUGCUGAAGGUGAGUACAGGUCUUAAAAGUACUGUGGUUUGUUUGCUACCGUAUUUAAUUCCCCUUGGAUACUCUGAAAAUGUAUUUGAAUGAAGACAUUUGCAUUUGAUUUUGUUUUAUGUUGCAUUUUUUUUUGUUUGGGAACUGAUUUGCUAUAUAAACACUGUUUCCUUUUUGGACAUACGAGCUCAUGGUGUGUAAUAAAGAUGUGAAUA